GCCAUCUGCUCUUAUACUGCAGAGGAAAUUAGAUGCCCAUCUGUGAAAUGCUGGAGGAAAUGACAGAUGUAAAACAACGUUUGUAGGAUUUAACCGUAGAGUCCUGUAUCGAGUGCAUCUCCAACUGUGCCACUGUUGUUCCUGAUGUAAUCCUUUUUACGUGCAACUAAAAGAAUGACCUCGACAUCUUGUAUGGUUUUGAUCCUGCUCUCGGUUCAUUUUUCGGGAGCUAGUUGUCCUCAGGGCUGCUUGUGCACUUCUGACAUACUGAAUUGUGGCUCUUUGGGUCUGGAUAGAUUUCCCAACCCGCUUCCAUUCACAACUUCUGUCCUGGACCUCAGUCACAAUAGACUAACAUGGCUGGCAGCCGGCAGCUUCUACGGACUCCCAAGGCUGCAGACUUUGCAUAUGUCCCAUAACCGCAUCUCCUUGCUUAGCCCAGGAGCUUUCCAUAACAUUACUAGUCUACGAUACCUGGACCUCUCUGCCAACAAAUUGCAAGUGGUGGGAAAGUAUCACUUCCAGGACCUGCAAGCCUUGGAGGUGCUACUGCUGUACAACAACCGCCUUACCCGUGUGGAGAGCAACACCCUAAUGGGGCUUAGCAAUCUUAGAAAGGUUUACUUCAGCCUAAACCAGAUCACAGACUUCCCGUUCUUCUCAAUUCGGAAGCACAGCCACCCCAGUCUGGUAACUCUGGACCUCUCUUCAAACCGCCUGUUUCGUUUGCCAAUGGAUGACAUUGUGCUGUUGCCUGUCACUGUGCAAAAAGGCCUGUACCUGCAUAACAACAGCCUGGAGUGUGAUUGCUCUCUGUACCGCAUGUUUUGGCACUGGGAACAGAAGGGUUACCAAAGUGUGAAAGACUACAAGGAUAACUACAAGUGUCUGAUGUACGGUGAGCCUCAAGUCUCGAUUAAUUUUAUGCGCUCUUUGCAUUUCUUUGAGAACUGUACAGUUGGGAAGAUGAUAUCCCUGAUAUCCCCAAAGGCUGAUAAAGUUGUUUACGAGGGUGAACAAGUGAGGUUGGACUGUACCGGGACACUAAAUGGAGAAGACCUGUCCUACAGCUGGAUUAUUCCUCACCAAGAGAACAUCUCGUAUCUGAUUCAAAAUGGGACUCUACGCCUCAAUCAAGAUGGGAGCUUGGAUAUUCUUGCCGCCCAGUGUGUAGAUUCAGGCGUCUACCAGUGUACUGCUGUCGAUAAUACAAGGAUGAUCAAUGAAUCCCGAGAAGUGAACUUAACUGUGGUAGCCCAGCACUCCACAGAGGAAACGUUCAACACAGGCUACACCACUCUUUUAGGCUGUGUUGUGACCCUUGUCCUGAUAUUGAUGUAUCUGUAUUUAACCCCAUGCCGUUGUGGUUGCUGCAAACCUCCUCCUCCAUCUCCAGCCAUCUCAUCCUUUGGGGAAAACCGCUGCAAUCUGGCCUCUAUAUUUGCUGCUCCCUCAACUGAUCGGCUGAAAAGCAAGUCUCAGUCCGACAGGCAUGUAGUGUUCCUUGAGCCACUCAUGGCUGGGAAAAAUGGCCAUCCAAAAGCUGCAUUUGUUGUUGAACAGCCAACAAUUGAAUGGGACACUGAAAACUUCACGAUUUUUAGAGAAAGAAAUGACUCAGAGUAGCAAACUUGUGACCU
Danio aesculapii is the source of this 1640-nucleotide messenger RNA. RefSeq names its product amphoterin-induced protein 3. The record is from RefSeq and is a predicted model, not a curated record. NCBI's taxonomy places the organism in Eukaryota, Metazoa, Chordata, Actinopteri, Cypriniformes, Danionidae. Gene Ontology annotation, molecular function: protein binding. The transcript has a single exon. Bases 175 to 1626 code for a protein of 483 amino acids. Gene Ontology annotation, biological process: brain development.